Messenger RNA from Lathyrus sativus (Indian pea), 342 nucleotides. The record is from the annotation of a GenBank genome assembly. NCBI's taxonomy places the organism in Eukaryota, Viridiplantae, Streptophyta, Magnoliopsida, Fabales, Fabaceae.
AUGAAGUCCAUUCAAGUUUUUUUCAUGGUCUUCUCUCUUCUCAUGGUGGGUAACAUGAGUUAUGGAAGAAAGGAUUUGGAAGAGUAUUGGAAGAAUAAGAUGAAUGAACAAGCUAUGCCAGAAGCAAUUAAAAACCUCAUUAAAGUUCCAGCUCAAGAAAAACAAGAUGAUUCUUUUGUUAAGAAUUUUGAUGUUCAUCCUAAUAUCAUAUUAUAUCAUCAGAAACAUGACAAACAAGUUCCAAGUGAAGAAAAAGAAGAUGAUUCUUUUGUUAGGGAUUUUGAUGUUCAUCCUAAUAUCAUAUUAUAUCAUCAGAAACAUGACAAACAUGUUCAACCUUAA